Messenger RNA from Clarias gariepinus (North African catfish), 1446 nucleotides. It is a transcript of the gene ankrd54, whose product is annotated as ankyrin repeat domain 54. NCBI's taxonomy places the organism in Eukaryota, Metazoa, Chordata, Actinopteri, Siluriformes, Clariidae. The record is from RefSeq and is a predicted model, not a curated record. The coding region runs from base 309 to 1199 and encodes 296 amino acids. Gene Ontology annotation, molecular function: protein binding. The transcript is spliced from 8 exons.
UUGGCUGUGCUGCCUCAACGCUUCAGCAAUCGCUGUGUCUCUUACUGAGCUUCUGAACGAACACGAAACAGGCGACAUUUUGGCUCUGUAACACACUAACGGCGGGACUAAUUAACCGAUCUAUUUUGAUCCUUACUGGAAAUGUAGCUCGUUUUGUUUUUCUGUUGGUAACCGGAGCAAGUAAUUUAGCGCCUGCGCGGAGUAUUAGGCUUUUUUUUGUAUUAAUACAGUGUGCAUAUGUGUAUGCGCUACUGUUAGUUUCGUAAUGCAGAGCAACAAACUUGUGUUUGUUAAAUGACUCGGUGAGAAUGGAGGGGUCCGAUGACGAGCGGUCGAGUUGUGAAGGCGAGUACGCGCUGAAAGAAGUGAAGGGAGAAAACAGGGAGGAUGGCGCCGCCGUGGGAGCCGCGUCUUCGUUUGCCUUCUCGGGUAUUGACAACCUGAGCGUUUUGCUUCAACGAAGCAGGCAGUCUGCGCAGAAAAGCCUCCGCUACCUGCACUCUUUAUGGACUCCGGACGCGUUACUUCAGGCCGAACCGGCUGGAGGAAAAAUGACCGUGAGCAGAGCCAGGAGACUGGGGAGAGUCCGGAGAAACCUGGGACCUAUAGGCAAAGAUCUUUACGCUGUGAAGAGGCUCAGAGAGGCAGCCAACGGCAACGACAUUGACACUGUUCGUAGGUUAUUGCAGGAUGGUGUUGAUCCCUGCGCUGCGGAUGACAAGGGAAGAACUGCUUUACAUUUCUCCUCCUGCAAUGGCAAUGAGAGUAUUGUUCAGCUUUUGCUAAGCCACGGUGCUGAUCCAAACCAGCGAGACAGCCUUGGGAACACUCCUCUUCAUCUUGCUGCCUGUACCAACCAUGUGCCUGUAAUCACUACCUUACUGAGAGGAGGUGCUCGUGUAGAUGCACUAGACCGUGCUGGAAGAACCCCUCUGCACCUUGCACGCUCGAAGCUGAACAUAUUACAGGAAGGAGAGUCCCGUAGCUUGGAAACCUUACGAGGAGAAGUCAUCCAGAUCAUUCAGAUGCUGCGUGAAUAUCUAAACGUGAUGGGGCACAAUGAAGAUCGCCAAAGGCUGGAGCAUAUUUCUACCCAGCUACAACACACCUGCACUAAAGAACAGGUGGAUGAGGUUACUGACUUACUGGCCAGCUUUACAUCUUUAAGUAUACAAAUGCAGAAUAUGGGAGACAGGUAGAGAAGAAGUUCCAUUGAGGUUUACAGAAGGCUGGAUGGAGAAAAAGGACCUGAGAUAUUUAUUAACACAUGACACACGUUGUAUGAUUUAAUCAUUUUGUCAAUUGUACAAACUGUAUUACUAAAUUAAUGGCCUUCAGACAGACAUUCUUGCUAUUUGUAUGGCUUCUUGUUUUUGUGUUGUCUGUAUAUCUUGUUCAGUCAUUACUGUUCACUGUUUGAUGUUGAAAAUGAAUCAGACAAUAACA